Aspergillus aculeatus ATCC 16872 is the source of this 1818-nucleotide messenger RNA. RefSeq names its product alkyl/aryl-sulfatase. The record is from RefSeq and is a predicted model, not a curated record. Lineage: Eukaryota; Fungi; Ascomycota; Eurotiomycetes; Eurotiales; Aspergillaceae. Bases 1 to 1818 code for a protein of 605 amino acids. Gene Ontology annotation, biological process: dodecyl sulfate metabolic process. Gene Ontology annotation, molecular function: protein dimerization activity; linear primary-alkylsulfatase activity. The transcript has a single exon.
AUGUCCUCUCCACCACCAAUCCAGCCCGACUUCGCCGAUCGAACCGACUUCGAGAAUGCCACCCGAGGCUUCGUUGCCGGGAUCGAGCCAUGCAUCAUCCGCAGCUCGGACGGGCGGAUUGUCUACAACAAUGAGGCGUACGCCUUCCUACGCAACUCCGAAUGCCCGGAGACGGCCAAUCCGAAGCUCUGGCGCCAGGGUCAACUGGCCUCCGUGCAGGGACUCUUCGAAGUGACGCCAGGGAUCUACCAAGUUCGCGGGUUCGAUUUGGCGAAUAUGACCAUUGUCGAGGGCCACAAGGGCGUGAUCGUCAUCGAUCCUCUGACCUCGGUGGAAUGCGCCCACGCCGCGUUGACUUUAUAUCGGAGCCACCGCGGGGACCGACCGGUGACCGGAGUGAUCUACUCACACUCGCACAUUGACCAUUUCGGCGGCGCUCGCGGGGUCAUCACGUCGCCAGAUGAGGCGAGGACGUUGCCUAUCCUCGCGCCUGAGGGGUUCAUGGAGGAAGCGACGAGUGAGAACAUCUAUGUGGGAGCGGCGAUGCGUCGGCGGGCGGCCUUCAUGUACGGGACGCGGCUGCCCAAGAGUCCCGAGGGACAGAUUGGCUGCGGCAUUGGGAUGGCGGUUUCGACGGGAACGCCCUCGCUGAUCCCGCCGAACCAGCACAUCACCGCAACCGGGGAGGAGAGGGUCGUCGAUGGGGUGCGCAUCCGCUUCCAGCUCGUCCCGGAGACGGAGGCGCCGUCGGAGAUGAACUUCUUCUUCCCGGAUCAUCGGGCGCUGUACAUCGCGGAGUGCGCCACACAUUCUUUGCAUAACAUCAUCACCCUGAGGGGGGCGCUCGUCCGGGAUGCGAAGGCAUGGGCGCGGUAUCUGGACGAGUCGCUUGUCUUGUUCGGGGAGCAAUCCGACGUGUUGUGCGCGGGCCAUAACUGGCCGACCUGGGGUCGGAGGGAGAUCCAGCAACUGAUCACGGAGCAACGAGAUUUGUAUGGAUAUCUUCAUGAUCAGACCGUCCGGAUGAUGAACACAGGUCUGACGGGGAUCGAGAUCGCCGAGACCCUGGCUCUCCCGCCCGCGCUGCAGCGAGCCUGGCAUGCACAAGGGUUUUACGGGUCCGUCAGCCACAAUGUCAAAGGUAUCUAUCAGCGUUACAUGGGGUGGUUCGACGGCAACCCGGCCCAUCUCUGGGAGCAUCCGCCCGUGGAAAAUGCAAGACGUUAUGUCGACUGCAUGGGCGGAAUCGAGGCGGUGGUUCAGAAAGCUGAGACGUACGCGCGGGAGGGAGAUCUUCGUUUCGCCGCUACGCUCUUGGGACAUGCGGUCGCGCUGGAUCCGACACAUGAACUGGCCCGAUUGGCUUUGGCUUCCGUGUUCAAGCGCCUCGGUUACGGGGCGGAGAACUCGACGUGGAGGAAUUUCUACCUCACCGGGGCGCUGGACCUCCGCCAGGGAGGAGGCGAUUCCCAGCGCCACAGUCCGGGGCUGGCGGCUCGGGAGCUAAACCCCCAUCAGUCGGUGGAGCAGUGGCUGAGUCUACUCUCCGUCCGACUCCAUGGGCCUCGGGCUGCAUCGGAGUCCUUGGUCAUGGAUUUUCACGUGAAAGACAUAGGGAGCUGGUGGAGGUUGAUUGUGAGCAAUGGCGUGUUGACCAGCCGGGUCACUACCGAACAAGCGAAAUCAGAGACUGCCGGUUUCACAAUGUUUGUCACAAAGCAGCAGCUGGGCGCCGUUCUUAGCGGCAAAGAUCUUAAGGAGCUCAACUACGAAGGGGAGCUUCAAUUGCUGUCGAGGUUUUUGGAUUUGACAGCAUAA